Molecule: messenger RNA, 3073 nt
Organism: Equus quagga
Lineage: Eukaryota; Metazoa; Chordata; Mammalia; Perissodactyla; Equidae
Gene: NAIF1
Product: nuclear apoptosis inducing factor 1
Exons: 2
Coding region: 175-1158 (327 amino acids)
Cellular component (GO): nucleus
Source: RefSeq, a predicted model, not a curated record
UACGCACUUUGCGUAGCGAGGGGGGUUACCGAAGGUCUGGUGCUUGGCCUUGGGCAAGCCCGGCCUGUCCCCUGUAAGGGGGUGGGUGAGGGGUGACGCUGAAGAAGAAGAGAAGGGGAAUUGGGGCGGUUGAGGGGAUUAUAAUUUCUUUACAAGGAGGGGUUGGGAGAAGCCAUGGCUGUCCCAGCCAAGAAGAGGAAGAUGAACUUCUCUGAGCGAGAGGUGGAGAUCAUCGUGGAGGAGCUGGAACUGAAGAAGCACCUGCUGGUGAACCACUUCAACGCCGGGGUCCCUCUGGCUGCCAAGAGCGCCGCCUGGCACGGCAUCCUGAGAAGGGUCAACGCUGUGGCCACCUGCCGCAGGGAGCUGCCUGAAGUCAAGAAGAAAUGGUCUGACCUCAAGACCGAGGUCCGUCGAAAGGUUGCCCAGGUCCGGGCGGCCGUGGAGGGUGGCGAGGCCCCAGGGUCCACUGAGGAGGAUGGAGCUGGUGGACCUGGGACAGGUGGUGGCAGUGGCGGCGGUGGCCCAGCUGUAGCCCCUGUACUGCUCACCCCCAUGCAGCAGCGCAUCUGCAACCUACUGGGCGAGGCCACCAUCAUCAGCCUGCCCAGUACCACAGAGAUCCACCCUGUGGCCCUUGGACCCACGGCCACCGCAGCCGCAGCCACGGUCACCCUGACACAGAUCCCCACAGACACCACCUAUCACACUCUGGAGGAGGGAGUGGUAGAGUACUGCACAGCCGAGGCCCCCCCGCCCCUGCCAGCCGAGGCCCCGGUGGAGAUGAUGGCCCAGCACGCUGACACCUCCGUCAAGCCGCAGGCACUUAAGAGCCGCAUCGCCCUCAACUCGGCCAAGCUGAUCCAGGAGCAGCGGGUCACCAAUCUGCACGUGAAGGAGAUCGCCCAGCACCUGGAGCAGCAGAACGACCUGCUGCAGAUGAUCCGCCGCUCCCAGGAAGUGCAGGCCUGCGCCCAGGAGCGCCAGGCUCAGGCCAUGGAGGGCACCCAGGCGGCCCUGAGUGUCCUCAUCCAGGUCCUCCGGCCCAUGAUCAAAGAUUUCCGCCGCUACCUGCAGAGCAACACACCUAAUCCCGCCCCUACCUCUGACCCUGGACAGGUGGCCCAGAAUGGGCAGCCCGACAGCAUCAUCCAGUGAGGCUGGGGUUCGGACCAGCCUUCUGUUGUGAUUGGAUGACACCGUGGUGGUCUUGCAAAUGGGUUCUAUGAUUGGCCUUAGGCGAGGGCCAGUCAUGUGGACAGCUCCCUCUUUGACAGACAUUUAAGGGUCCACUGUUUCUGAGAAAUGAAGGAGACUGGGAAGAACUUGUUGGGCUCCUAGGACCCAAACGCUCUUACCCUGACCCCUUGAGCUGCCUUGCUAAGAACCUGAAGAUUGGGUGAGCGUCAGGCGCUGGUGAUGGACACGUGUUGUCAUGAGCCAGGGCUUGUGAUGUGACCCACACUCCGUUGAGGACUACGGUAAGGAAGGCUCUUUCUGGGGGGGCUGUCUCACAGCGGGGGGGCAUGCUGCAGUGCCCCCCUGGCGGUGCCGUCCAUUUGACCAAGGUAAUGUCAGUGGUGCUGGCAGCAGCACGGUAAUACCUUCUUCCUCCCUUGGGAGGCAGAGUGACUAGGCCUGAGGAGGAACCCUGCCCUCUUCUCCUUCUCACUGUGCUUCGGUUCUCAGGGGACUUCAUGCCGAGCUCUCUCCCCACCCGACCCCAGGCACAGCAGGGGCCCUUGUUAGUGCCCUGGGCUGCCCCUGCAAUAUACCCGGGAUGCGGCCCGCCAGGCUCAGGAAUGCUGUGUGUGGUGGGGACAGCUCGGCCACCAUCUGGUCUUCCACUGCGUCCCUGGGCAGCCUUUUGGUGGUUUGUCCCUACAGCUUUUGACUCAGGUCAAGCAUCAGGCUUUGGGUGCUGUAAAUUUUGAGAAAGCAAACCAGUGUGGAGAAUUGUUGCCGCACUGCGGUGGGUCGGGGGUGACCUGCGGGCUUCGUCCAGAAGGCUCCAAGCCAGUUGUAUUUAUUCUGUACACGAACCUCUCCUGGGAAGGCCUCCAGGGGCAACGAGGGCAGCUCUGGCCACACCCUUCCUCCUUUCCUCUCUGCUGACUUUGCAUAUCCAAAACCCAGUGCAAAAACCCCUGUUCAACAUCACACCCUGGACUCCCUUCACACGUCAUUCAGCGCCUCGUGUUUUCAAGAGACCCCCACUGACUGGCUGGGUGAAUCUGAAGGCCUCAUUGGCCCUGAAUGUCUGAGGUGGAGUGUUGAAGCUGACCUAAGAAGCAGGACCUUGGACUUCUGUGCUCGGGGAAAAGCACACAGACCUUGGAGUGCUGAAGGAGUGGUGUUCCCUGUUCCCUCUUGACUCUCUCUCCCCGUUUGUAGGGCGCUUACCCAGAUGGCAUGUGUCUGUUUCAUUUUCAGAAUUGCCGCCAAUUACCAAGACCCUUGCAUCUUCCCAGAUCAUUUCCCAUGUUAGCCAUUUGCUGCCAGUGCCUUGGACCCACGUGACCAAUGGUUACAGCUCAAGGCUCUGGAUCUCAGCUAAACAUGAAGGUGCUGCCCUUCUGGGCACAUACAUUUAGAAUUGCUCAGCCUCACCGUUACAAUCAUGGGAAGAUGCCCCCAAAGAUGGUUGGGAGGUGACUGCCGAAUCACCAACCUCUCUGUCGAAGUCACAUGCGGUGCCAGCUAUGGAGGAAUCAAGCUGGUGAGGGAGUUGGGUGGCGGAAGGAAGCCCCUUCUUAGCGUGUCUGGACAGCAGCAGGCCCUGGCAGCCAGGGCCCCCUCCUUCCAUGGAGCCUCAUGGCUCCAGCAGCCUUGCUGUGGGGACUUCCUGAGGAUUUGUGACUUGGUUUGGUCUUUCUCUGGGGUUGUCAGUCUGAGCCAAUAUUGUGUCUGUUCCCAUGGGGUAUAAAGAGGAUGCCUGGAUCACUUAAACUGAUUCUUUCCAGGUCAUAAUUUUAAAUUAAAGAAAUAUCACUUUUUUAUACACACGUCUGUGUCUUUAUUGGUUCUAUCUAGAAGAGAUCUGGGUUGGCAGAGAGCAGGGGCUGGCACGCUA